AUGAGAACUGCCUACUACUGUCCUCAAGUCAAUAACGCAGAACGCGUCAAUCGCGUCAUAGUUACAUGUAUUCGGACUCUCCUAGACGGCGAUCACCGGGAAUGGGACGAAAAGCUACCAGCAAUCACGGCUGCCAUAAAUGCCGCGAGGCAUGAGGCAACUGGGGUGAGUCCGCAUGAAGCCAACUUCGGACGGAAUCUAUUGUUACACACGGAUCUGUACAUGCAGCAACAUCUAAACACACCUGAAGAUUCGAAGGUAGCGCAGGACAUGAGAUUAUCAACUAUUCGCCGGAUUCAAAAAUUGAUUAUAGAGCGCAUUAAAAACAAUCAUCAGCGUGCAAAGCAGAGAUACAACCUCCGCGCAAGAUCUGUGACGUUCAAAAUCGGACACUUGGUAUGGAGACGAUCGUUCAUUCUCUCAUCUAAGGCGGACAAGAUUAAUAGAAAGCUAGAGCCGAAGUUCGUUCCAGCAAUCGUCAAAGAAAUCAUCGGAACAAAUCUAUACGUGUUGGAAGACGUCCUGAAUGGCAAGAAAGGCAGAUACCACGCAAAGGACAUUAAACCCGAUUAA
Malaya genurostris is the source of this 573-nucleotide messenger RNA. RefSeq lists its product as uncharacterized. Gene Ontology annotation, molecular function: nucleic acid binding. The transcript has a single exon. NCBI's taxonomy places the organism in Eukaryota, Metazoa, Arthropoda, Insecta, Diptera, Culicidae. The coding region runs from base 1 to 573 and encodes 190 amino acids. The record is from RefSeq and is a predicted model, not a curated record.